Molecule: messenger RNA, 2782 nt
Organism: Sphaeramia orbicularis (orbiculate cardinalfish)
Lineage: Eukaryota; Metazoa; Chordata; Actinopteri; Kurtiformes; Apogonidae
Gene: prpf3
Product: PRP3 pre-mRNA processing factor 3 homolog (yeast)
Exons: 16
Coding region: 1-2121 (706 amino acids)
Biological process (GO): mRNA splicing, via spliceosome
Cellular component (GO): U4/U6 x U5 tri-snRNP complex
Source: RefSeq, a predicted model, not a curated record
AUGUCUCUUCCUAAGCGGGAGGUGGAAGAGUUAAGGCCUUGGGUGGAGCGAACUGUGAAGAAGGUGCUGGGUUUCUCAGAGCCCACUGUGGUCACUGCAGCUCUGCACUGUGUUGGGAAGGGGUUGGACAAAAGAAAGACCAUAGAUCAGCUACGUCCCUUUCUUGAUGAUUCAGCUGGAGGUUUUGUGGAACGUCUUUUUGAAGCUUUAGAGGAGAGCCGUAGUGCCCGUGGCAACAAGGGAGCAGGAGAAAAGAAUCGCAAGAGGGAUAUUAAGGAUGUGUUUGGUGAUGAGUCUGAAGUGGGUGCAGUAAGAGACACUGCAGAUCCAGGAGAUGGGACAGUUGCAAAGCGCAAAAGGGUCCCUCGUUUUGAGGAAGUGGAGGAGCCUGAAGUCAUACCUGGACCUCCAUCUGAGAGUCCCGGCAUGCUCACCAAAAUGCAGAUCAAACAGAUGAUGGAAGCAGCAACAAAACAGAUAGAAGAGAGGAAGAAACAACUCAGCUUUACCUCAUCAGUCCCGAAUGCAUCACGGUUGCCUCUUCCUACACCUGAAGUCCCAGCAAUGUCACGGCUUCUGGGGGCCUCUGCUGCAGGUGGUGGUGGUGUUUCAUCCAUCGCUCCUUCACAGGCUGCCAGUUUCAUGAAUGAUGCAAUUGAAAAGGCCCGUAAAGCUGCUGAGCUACAAGCUCGUAUCCAAUCUCAGUUGGCCAUGAAACCUGGUAUCCUUGGGGCGUUGGGGAACACUGGGCCUCACAACCUGGUGGCAUUGGCGAAUCUGCAUGCAAUGGGCAUCGCACCACCUAAAGUGGAGGCUAAAGAGAUAAAUAAACCAACGCCUCUUAUUCUGGAUGACAAGGGAAGAACUGUGGAUGCCAGUGGUAAAGAGGUUGAACUGACACACCGCAUGCCCACACUGAAAGCUAAUAUUCGUGCCGUUAAGCGGGAGCAGUUCCGACAGCAGCUGAAGGAGAAACCUGGUGAGGAACUGGAGUCUACAUCCUACUUUGAUCAACGUGUGUUUAUAACACCAGCUCAGCGUGCUCGCAGAAGCUUUAAAUUUCAUGAACAAGGACGAUUUGAGAAAAUUGCACAAAGAAUAAGAACAAAGGCCCAACUGGAAAAGCUGCAGAAUGAGAUUGCUCAGGCAGCAAGGAAGACAGGAAUCCAAGCAUCUACUAAGCUGGCUCUGAUUGCCCCUAAAAAGGAGAUUGGAGAAGGGGAGGUGCCCAAUAUUGAGUGGUGGGACUCCUUCAUUCUACCCUCCAACAUAGAUAUCACCCCAUUCACAAAAUUUGAGGAUUUGGAGCUCUUUGGUGUGACCAACCUUGUGGAACAUCCAGCUCAAAUUAGCCCUCCAGUUGACACUGAUAAGCCAGUAACACUAGGUGUAUACUUGACAAAGAAGGAACAGAAGAAACUAAGACGACAGACAAGAAGAGAAGGUCAAAAAGAAGUGCAAGAGAAAGUGCGUCUGGGUCUGAUGCCUCCCCCUGAACCAAAAGUACGCAUCUCUAACCUGAUGAGAGUGUUGGGGACGGAGGCAGUUCAGGACCCCACAAAAGUUGAGGCCCAUGUCAGAGCACAGAUGGCCAAGAGACAGAAGGCACAUGAGGAAGCAAAUGCAGCUCGCAAACUCACAGCAGAGCAAAGGAAAGAGAAAAAAGUCAAGAAGUUAAAAGAAGACCUCACAAAUGGUGUUCAUAUUUCAGUGUACAGAAUCCGCAAUCUGCAAAAUCCCGCCAAGAAGUUUAAGGUGGAGGCCAAUGCCAACCAGCUGUAUCUGACUGGCACUGUAGUUCUGCACAAAGAUGUUAACAUUGUAGUGGUGGAAGGAGGCCCCAAAUCUCAGAAAAAGUUCAAGAGGCUAAUGAUGCACAGAAUCAAAUGGGAGGAACACAACAGUAAAAGAGAUGAUCCAGAUGGUGGUGAUGAUACAAAAAGGAACAACAAAUGCUGGCUGAUUUGGGAGGGCACAGCUAAAGAGCGUAGUUUUGGAGAGAUGAAGUUUAAGCAGUGCCCGACAGAGAGCAUGGCCAGAGAACAUUUUAAGAAGCACGGUACCGAACACUACUGGGAUCUCGCCCUCAGCCAGAGUGUAUUGGACGGCACAGAUGACUGAUACCCAGCAGAGGCGCAUCCUGUGCCAUUCGACGCCCUCUUACACCUCAGGCACACAGAUAGACCUACAGCCUCGCACUCCUGACAGGCUGGCUUCAUCUGGGGUUGGACAAACAGACUUUUUGGGUUUUUUUUGAAGACUGCAUCUUCAACAUGGAAAAGGAGGAACAACAAACCUGUGUGGAUGUUUUUUGUGAUAGUGUGGCAGAUCGGAGUGUGCGAAGGACUGUAAGUGUGUGAAUGCCUGCAUCACUGUUAUCUGUUUGGUGGUAGGAUGUGCUGUCAGAUAUUUUAAUACUGAAUACAAACUGAUAAGUCACACUGUGAUGUAUAUCACUUAGCCAUGGUUUAAUGUGAUGACAAACAGUGUUUGGUUAUGUUAUGACUGAAAUUCUGUGAUGAAAUCCCAAUAUUAUCCCUGUUUGAAAUAAGAAGUUGACAAUAUAAAAACCGCUCCAUACCUGCACUACCACAGUGGCAGUACAUUUAGAGGAAACAUGGGUAAUGUUAUCAUGUUUUAAGACUUAUUGGUUUCAUAACAAAGUGAAAACAGAUUGUGCAUAUUUUUUUUCUUUUGAAAAAGCAAGUUUGACUCACCUGUAGCUACAUUUCUCUGUAACGUUGCAGUCACAUCCUUAAAUAAACGGCAACAUUGGACUGGU